AUGUCAGAAUAAUAGAAAUACAUUGGAAAUAUCUUAUCAAGAACCAAGUCCUUAAUCACCACAAAUUACUAAAAACUUCCAUUAAAAGCACCCAAAUUUGUAGAGAACAUCGUUGUCUAUGCAGAUAAAGUAACUGAACCCUUUGUUUAAAAAGUGACAGACACUGUCGAUGAUAACAUAAAUAGAAGUUUCCAGAUAGUUCAAUCAUAUGAAAAAACUUUCAACAUAGCAGAACAAGGAUAGAAACUCAAGUAAAAGGGAAAAGAACUUACUGAUCAAUUAAGAGAGAACUCAAAGAAGGCAAUUGAUUCAGGAGUUGAUUUGGCCAAAAACAAUGGCGCGACUUAAUUUGUGUUACACACCUGUGACAAUGUGGCUAAUAAAUUCUUGACUUCAAUUGAAGGCAAUAUCGUCAGAUUGUAGAAGGCUGUUUUGAAAGAAGCUAAGGCCACAAACUCAGAGUAAACCUAUAAUCAAAGAACAGUUCAAUUAGCUCAUAAUCUUACAGAAAUAACUCAAGGACUCUUUACUUUACUUAAGAAUGAGAUUCACACAUUUGGAGGAUAAAAGGUUCAACAAUUGAAGGUCUUUGUUACACUCAAUUUUAAAUAACAUUUGAAUGCCACUCUUUUCACUUAUAAAGUAAUAGUCGUCUCACCCAUCUCAAGUCUUUAUACAACUUCUUUGGAGGAACUCAAGUCUAGGUUAAAUGUUUUGAGAGAGAAAUACAACAACAAGGAAUUAAUCAAACACUUAUAAGAAUAAUUAAUAGCAUUGAAAACAUUUAUUGAAGCUCAAAAGUUUGAAGAAUUUAAAGCACUCCUCAUUACAGCAUUGAAAUAGUUGAACAUCCUUACAAUUCUUAAGUCCUAAUACUAAAAAACAAUUCAAACAUAUCAAAGUAGUUUGGUUGAUUAAAGAAAAGAAGUAGAAGAGGAGAAGCAACCUGAGGAAGUAACUGAGGAAACUUAAACUAGAGAAUGAAAUUAGAUUGAGUAUUAAUGUUAUUAACGGUG
Molecule: messenger RNA, 1016 nt
Organism: Paramecium tetraurelia
Lineage: Eukaryota; Ciliophora; Oligohymenophorea; Peniculida; Parameciidae
Exons: 2
Source: RefSeq, a predicted model, not a curated record